Molecule: messenger RNA, 2148 nt
Organism: Puccinia triticina
Lineage: Eukaryota; Fungi; Basidiomycota; Pucciniomycetes; Pucciniales; Pucciniaceae
Exons: 9
Coding region: 1-2148 (715 amino acids)
Biological process (GO): nuclear-transcribed mRNA poly(A) tail shortening; regulation of DNA-templated transcription
Cellular component (GO): P-body; nucleus; CCR4-NOT core complex
Source: RefSeq, a predicted model, not a curated record
AUGGCCCAGCGGAAGCUUCAGGCCGAUAUCGACCGUGUGCUGAAACUGGUCCAGCAAGGUGUCACACUCUUUGAGGAAACAUUCGAUAAAAUGACACAUGCGACCAAUCAGACAUCGAAGGACAAGGCCGAGGCUGAUCUCAAGACUUCGAUCAAGAAGCUACAGCGUCAGAGGGACCAGAUCAAAACUUGGCUGCAGAGUAACGAUAUCAAGGAUAAAUCGGCUCUCAUGGAACAUCGCAAGUUGAUCGAAACACAAAUGGAACGGUUCAAGGCUUGCGAAAAAGAGAUGAAAACGAAAGCAUUUAGCAAAGAAGGACUCAGUGCUCAGCAGAAACUGGAUCCUAAGGAAGUGGCCAAGAUGGAGAUGAGUCAUUGGGUUUCCACAAUGGUCGAUGAACUGGGCCAGCAGAUUGAGCGGACGGAGGCAGAAGUAGAACUAUUGCGUAGUCAGACCAAGAAGAAGAAACCUACCUCCGGCUCUGACGGUAGAUCAAGUGAACUCGAAGCUCUCAAUGACCGUCGAAGGUGGCACAUUGGAAAACUCGAGCUAAUCAUGCGAUUGCUUGAAAAUGGUCAGAUUUCGCCUGAGCGUGUCGGUGAAGUCAAGGAUGAUAUUCAAUACUACGUUGAAUCGAAUGUUGAGGAAGACUUCACCGAGGAUGACGACCUGUAUGAAUCGCUUAAUCUUCAAGAGGAGGAGGAACAUUAUGGCCUACAUGAUGACCUUCUUUCAUCACACGAUACAAGUUCAAUAAUCGAAGACAGCAAUCUCUCUGGUGAAAAAAGCCCCGUUAAAGAAAAAAUGUCGAUUUCAGGCGCUCAAAUCCUGCGAGGACCCAGUGUCCGGAAGCCGACGAUGGAAUCUGGCACAGUGAGACCAGCCAUCGUUUCUGGAAGAACUGGCGUUGUUACAGGGAUGGUGCUCCCUACCGGAUCUGCACCACGGACCACGCCUGCACCCCUCCCAUCCUUACGUUAUGCCAGUGCUGCCGCGGCUGCUGCUUCAUCUAAUGUUGCGAAUACUACAAGUGUUCCGUCUAGUGCCAAGAGUCCGGGUCCGAUACCCGCCGUCCCGCAACGCUCAAAUUCACUCUCGUUCAGCGGCACCGCCUCGGGAUCUUUGCCAGCUCAACCAUCAGCCGAAUCGCCCAAGAAGCAAUCUCAGCAAGCUCCGCACAGGCCUUUCGCUGCCGUUGCUUCCCCGGACGCCAAGGUUGCCGCGCUCCCUGCAUCCAGUGCUCCUCGAUCCAUGCUUUCUGGCUCGGAUCCUUCGAGUACGUCUCAGGAUCUAAUCUCUCAAUCGGCUGACGGGGGAAGCAGUUCCUCACUCGUGCAUAACCCAUCGGGUCAAUCGAAUCAAUCAGGGCAAUCAAGUCAAUCCGCCGCUGAACCGUCACCAAACCAGAACACCGAUCGAUCGCCGAGCCCCUCUAACUCACAGAAAUCACGCCAAUCUCCACCUCAAGCAGAUGGGGGCGCAAUGGAGAGUGUUCCUACUAGUGGGGAACAAAAGCCUGUGAGCGACCGACGAGGAUCGGAGACAGUGUCCGGAGAAGAAAGGCAAGAAGAAGGCAAACAGAGCAACCUCCAAGUCAACAACAAUGGUCGUGAAGUGGAAGGGGGGCAGACAAACAACCCUGCACAAGAGAACAAGAGUGUCUCCUCUCUGGCCGACUUGGUUGAAACUUACGAACACCUCAAGGCUCACACACCCAGCCUGGCCGAGAUGCAAAAAGUGAUCGAGACUGGAAUUUCUGGCUUGCCCCAGAUCCAGGAUGCCGAGAAGCCUUAUUACUAUGCCCCUCGCAACCCCUACCCUACCAGUUCUCAUUAUCCUCAGCAACCAAUGGCAUUCGAAAAACGUCCAGCUAUUUGGUCGGAAAUCGAGGUCGAGGUGUUAUUCUAUCUGUUCUACUAUCACCAAGGUGGUUAUUUACAAUACUUGGCUGCAAAGGAACUGAAGAAACGCGCUUGGAGAUUCCACAAGUACUAUCUCACGUGGUUCCAACGAGCCAAGAACCCGGAAGAAAUGGCAGACGAUUAUGAGAAAGGCUCUUACACUUAUUUUGACUGGGAGGCUGAUUGGCUGAUGCGGACUAAGACCCCGUUCCAAUUCGAUUACAAGCAUUUGGAAGACUCGCUGUAA